Messenger RNA from Nycticebus coucang (slow loris), 2655 nucleotides. It is a transcript of the gene COMMD2, whose product is annotated as COMM domain containing 2. The coding region runs from base 58 to 657 and encodes 199 amino acids. The transcript has 5 exons. NCBI's taxonomy places the organism in Eukaryota, Metazoa, Chordata, Mammalia, Primates, Lorisidae. The record is from RefSeq and is a predicted model, not a curated record.
GCCGGAAGUGGUGAGGGCGGGGUCAGCGCUGCCCGGUAAAAUCGCUGGCUAGCGAAGAUGCUGCUGGACUUGUCCGAGGAACACAAGGAGCACUUGGCCUUCCUGCCGCAAGUGGACAGCGCGGUGGUGGCUGAGUUUGGGCGGAUUGCGGUGGAGUUCCUGCGGCGAGGCUCUAACCCUAAGAUCUACGAAGGCGCCGCCAGAAAACUCAGUGUGAGUAGUGACACUGUCCAGCAUGGGGUGGAAGGAUUAACAUAUCUCCUCACUGAGAGCUCAAAGCUCAUGAUUUCUGAACUGGAUUUCCAAGAUUCUGUUUUUGUUCUGGGAUUCUCUGAAGAGUUAAACAAAUUGUUGCUUCAGCUUUAUCUGGACAACAGGAAGGAAAUCAGAACGAUUCUAAGUGAAUUGGCACCAGAUCUUCCCAGUUACCAUAGCCUUGAAUGGCGACUGGAUGUUCAGCUUGCAAGUAGAAGUCUCAGGCAGCAGAUUAAACCAGCAGUGACUAUUAAGCUACAUCUUAAUCACAAUGGAAGUCAAAAUACCAACGUCCUGCAGACGGACCCAGCCACCCUGCUCCACUUGGUUCAACAACUGGAACAAGCAUUGGAAGAGAUGAAAACAAACCACUGUAGGAGAGUUGUCCGCAACAUCAAGUAGUACCAGUUUUAAAGUUGUAAUCCUUUGAAUCAUUUAUGAAUUGGUGAUGUACAGCAGUUACUUUUCAAAGUUAAUUUUUUAUUGAUGACAAUAAUUCAUCUAGAUUCCAUUAAAUUUCCUUUUUUAUUCUAGGAUGUUGAUGUCAUCAUCAUUUAGUUUUCUUGGUGCUAAAUGCAGUCACACUGACAAAUUAAGAUGUAUUUUGUAUUUCAAGUGUGUAUAGAGGAUUGAAUCAAGUGGAAAUGAAUCUGUGCUGUUCUUCUGUAUAUAUAAAUGUCCAGUUUGGGGUACUUCUUUUGACUGUUUAACUUUAUUAUUUUCCUCCUUAUUAAUGAAAAUAAAAUUCACAGUGUAAUGCUAUUACUAUGCACAGUUUUCUAAACACUUCAAUGUAUUCCACUUUUAAAAGCACCCUACAGUAGUCCCAGUUACUCAGGGGGCUGAGGCUGGAAGAUUACUUGAGUCCAGAAGCUUGAGUUCAGCCUGGGCAAUAUGGUGAGACUAUAAUAAUAAUAAUACUAAUAAUUCCACAGUAUUGCCACAGAAUAAAUAAACCUCCCCAGCCCCCUUUCUAUGUACUGAGAGUAAAUAUCAUUUUGGAAAUGCUUUGUUAUUAUAGGCAGUUUAUUCAUUUUUCUUUGUAUGUGAAGAUAAUAAGUAUUUAUUAUCUACAUUGCUGAAUGAAGGAGUAAUAUCAAUUCUUGAUUAUCCAGAUAUGAAUUACAGUCUCUUUGGUGAAUUUUGUUUGAAUACACUAUAAAAGGGGUGAAGGACGUCCAUGUUUAUUACAUUACAAGCAAAUAUUCCUUCUUCCUUUCAAGCUUGAUUUUGUUUUGUUUUAUUUUUCAGUAGGGAAUCAAAAGCUCUUAUCCUAAAAAGCUCAAGUGCUGGGCUAGGUGCUGUGGCUUACACCUGUAAUCCUAGCACCCUGGGAGGCUGAGGUGGGAGGAUCACUUGAAUUCAAGAGUUUAAGAGCAGCCUGAGCUGGAGCAGGAUUUCAUCUCUAUUAAAAAUAGAAAAAUUAUCUAGACAUAUGGUAGGUGCCUAUAGUCUCGGCUACUCAGAAGGCUGAGGCAGGAGCCUUGAACCUUGAGAUUGCAGUAAGCAAGACCGAUGCCACUGCACUCUAGCUUAGGACAAAAGAGGAGAUUCUGUCUCAAGAAAAAAAAAGAAAGAAAGAAAAAGAAACUUAGGUGCUGAUUUGUCAGCCUCGCCUGAGAGAGUCCAGAGACAACAAUGGCAGACUGUUUUCUUGAAGAGUGGAAAUGUGGGUGUGGUCUUCACAUAGCAGCUGUCCCGAUUCAUGUCUCCCCUUCUCAAUUCCCAGUUGCCCCCAAUUCAGCCUAUUUUAUUCUUUUCUUCCCUUCUCAUCUCUCCGCAUCUUAUAAUAUAAAAUCACUUAGUGCCUCUUAACAUCUUAACACAUUGUUGACUGGCAGUUUCACACAGAAACUAUCCGUGUUACUAGGUAACUUAUGACUGGUCACUAGUGUGUUAACUGUGUUUCAGGGCAUUAUCCUGAGAGUCUCAACUCCAUGGAAUAACUCAGGAUGGGCUUUACAAGUUCAAGCUCUAAAAUGAACUCUAGGCUCUGUCAAUACUUUGCCUCCUAAGAAUUGGAGAUUCUCGGUCAGAGUAACAUACUGUUGCUUUCUCUUUAGAGGAGAGAAAGCCUAUGAGGAGGCAGGUCAGUGCACUUGAAAUUGUCACUCAUGGAGCCGCGCCUGUGGCUCAAAGGGGUAGGGUGCUGACCCCAUAUGCCAGAGGUGGUGGGUUCAAACCCAGCCCUGGCCAAAAACUGCAAAAAAAAAAAAAGAAAGAAAGAAAUUGUCACUCUUUGUCCCCUGCAGGCAUCUGGGCCACCCUUUUCCUAUUGAUAUAUGUUCUAUAGUUGUAAAACAAUCAUAUUAUCCUCAGAAGUGAUGUUUAAUUACAGUGACAACUUGAUUAAUGACACUCUCCUAUUAACAGCCUAACAAAAGGAAACUUUCAUAUUAC